AUGUCGGUGAUAGUGAUCUGGAAGAAGAAGCAAUAUGAGGUGUUUUUCAAGAACGAGUUCGAACAAUUUGGAGAUUCUUGGCCCAAGGCAGUGACUCUUGGUGCUCUCGCUGCACGAUUAGCUCAGAGCACAAAUGUCUCGUUAUCGAACAUGAAGCUGCUUCAAUCGGGAGUUCAUAUGAAAGAUUUCAAUGCUAAGCUCAGUGACUAUAGAGUGAGGGCAGGGACAAGGAUCACCAUGUUAGGAGAAACCAGCCCUCAGAUGGAGCAAGUGAAACCAGAAUCCAAGAUACCCAUAUCUAAAACUCAUGCAACACCACAAUCUCCCACCACCCCAACAACCACUACAACAACACAAUCAACUGAAGCAACAUCCGACGACGGAGAAUCAUCCCUCAUAGAUAAACUGAAUGCAAUUACAACCAAAACGAAAGAGACUCUCUUGCCAAUAAUCGAAUUGUACAGUCAUCAGGCUCAAAGCUUUAUAGCUGCGCACACAGCAGCAAGCGAAGACAGACUCCAUAUGACAUCGUCUCUGCCACUACCAACUAUAAAGCAUUUGAAGGACUCGCAUGCUAGAGUGAGUGAACUUUUGUUACAACAACUAUUGCAGCUCGACGGAGUUAUCUCGGAGAAAGACAAUGUACGUGCUUCACGACGAGAAGCUGUCAAGUACACCAACGCGCUAUUAGAUCGUGUAGAUGGGCUGAAGGAUAGAGUGAAUUCGUUGAUAAAGGAUAAGGGAUUGUUGUAA
Synchytrium microbalum is the source of this 753-nucleotide messenger RNA. RefSeq lists its product as uncharacterized. Gene Ontology annotation, molecular function: protein-folding chaperone binding. The transcript has 4 exons. Bases 1 to 753 code for a protein of 250 amino acids. NCBI's taxonomy places the organism in Eukaryota, Fungi, Chytridiomycota, Chytridiomycetes, Synchytriales, Synchytriaceae. The record is from RefSeq and is a predicted model, not a curated record.